Filobasidium floriforme is the source of this 965-nucleotide messenger RNA. RefSeq lists its product as uncharacterized. The record is from RefSeq and is a predicted model, not a curated record. The transcript is spliced from 2 exons. Bases 203 to 838 code for a protein of 211 amino acids. Lineage: Eukaryota; Fungi; Basidiomycota; Tremellomycetes; Filobasidiales; Filobasidiaceae.
AUAGGCACGAAACUCUAGUGGACGUCGUCACCCAUUUUGAUUCGGGCUGGAAAUCUGGCCCGGGUUGAAUCACCUCACCUUCAGCUCGAUCUACUACUAUAAACCAAUCGAUCCGGUCUCAACUAUCAACCCAUCCUCAACUUGUGCUCUAAUAGAAACCUUUCGGGCUCGAUCCACUCCUAUCAAGACGCUGACGACGACUAUGAAGUUCCUCAUAUUCAACCUCUCCCUCAUCGCCAUCGCGCUCGGCAUCGCACGACAAAUGGGAAUCACCAUCCCUCGGCCACACAUCCCUGCUCCUUGCACAAAAGAAUUCGCUUUGAUCAUCGCCGCCCAAUCCGUCCUCUCAUUCUUCAGCUCACACAUCUCCAGGCUACUCACUGAACAGCCUAAACGGUACCAAGGAGACGAGGACGGGAUCCUCGAUGACAAGUUGUUGGAGAACAAGCGAAUGCAGAAUCAGGGCAUCCUCCUUUUGACGACCGGAUUCAUGACGUGCAUCAUCUUGCUCGCUCAUAUCUUUUGCCAAAACGGGCCAUGGGCGGGACCUCCUCCCGAUGAUAGAGAAAGAUACAUCUUGAUGUGCUUUUUUGGCACCUGGGGGGAACUGGGCUUUAUGAUAGUGUCAGGCGGCAUCUUCGAGUGGUCCGCUUAUAGCGACGAAGAACUGCAAAAGACGCUCGAAGCACAUCGUCUCGAUCAACUCCGGAAAGACAACUGGGUCGAAGUCGGCCAAUCUCCGCCUGUCAAGGAAAAGCCGGGCGAUUAUGUUCGCAGCUGGCGGAUCGCUAAAGAUCACCCGGAGUGGGUCGAUGUCAAGCCGACGGACGGACUAUAGAGUGGAACGACUCUUUCUUACAAGUCGAGUUGAGUUGCUCGUCGAACGUUGGUGGAAAGUGGAUCUGCCAUCAAUCGGACGAUGAGAUAUCUAUGUCAUCCAGCGGGACAGGGGGUUGAUAGAUGGA